Molecule: messenger RNA, 4231 nt
Organism: Toxorhynchites rutilus septentrionalis
Lineage: Eukaryota; Metazoa; Arthropoda; Insecta; Diptera; Culicidae
Gene: Bap111
Product: SWI/SNF-related matrix-associated actin-dependent regulator of chromatin subfamily E member 1
Exons: 3
Coding region: 171-2222 (683 amino acids)
Biological process (GO): negative regulation of DNA-templated transcription
Cellular component (GO): SWI/SNF complex
Molecular function (GO): nuclear receptor binding; nucleosomal DNA binding
Source: RefSeq, a predicted model, not a curated record
CUGACGUUUCAACUUUAUAAGCGGUACGCAGAUUUUGAUGCUUAUUUGAAGUGGAAGGAAAUAGUGAAAUGAAGAAAUAUUUGCAUUUGUGUAUUUAAGCUGUGUAUUCUUCAUAAAAUUUACAACUAUCGACUGCGCAAGAAACUGGAUCACUUCAGCACGAAUCCAAAAUGGCGCUCCCAUCCAACUACAAACAAAAUGCACCCAUUUCGACACCCACAACGCAACGAUUGCGUCCGUCCGGCUCGAGUUCCGACAGUCGCAAGCCGGACAAUUCGAGUCCCUUCAUGCACAGUCCCCACGGAAAUCCAGCGUUCACACCGCAGAAGCUAGGCAAAUCUGCUGCCACAGCGGAGGCGAAAAUAAUUAAGCCCCCAAAGGCACCGGAGAAACCCCUAAUGCCGUAUAUGCGAUACUCGAGGAAAGUAUGGGACUCGAUCAAAGCAUCCAAUUCGGAUUUAAAACUGUGGGAGGUUGGGAAAAUAAUUGGACAGCAGUGGCGAGAUUUGCCGGAGAGUGACAAGGAGGAAUACAUAGCGGAAUAUGAAACUGAAAAACUGGAAUACGAAAAGAAUCUCAAAGCGUAUCACAGUUCACCGGCUUAUUUGGCUUAUCUGACCGCGAAAAAUAAAUUGAAACCUGGUGGUGAUGGUGAUGGCCAUGAGAGUUCCAGGUCCGGUUCGAAGAGUACUCAGCAAGACCGCAGGAUCGAUAUACAACCGGCUGAAGAUGAGGAAGAUCAGGAUGAUGGUUAUUCGUUUAAACAUGUUGCAUAUGCACGAUACUCGCGUAAUCAUCGUCUUAUAAAUGAAAUAUUUUCGGAUGCCGUUGUUCCAGAUGUUCGCUCGGUGGUAACCACGCAAAGAAUGCACGUUUUGAAAAGGCAAGUUCAGUCAUUGGCAAUGCAUCAAAUGAAGUUGCAACAUGAGCUUCAACUGAUUGAAGAAAAGUUCGAAACUAGAAAACGUAAAUUCGUUGAAUCAAGUGAAAUGUUUCAAGACGAACUGAAGAAGCACUGCAAACCGGCAGUAGAUGAUGAAACUUUUCAAAAAAUGGUUGAACGGCAAUAUGAAGUGUUGAAACGUGAAAGAUUGCGUACCGUUGAUGAUCAACAAAAAGUGCAGCAGGGUGUAUCCCAAAGCACGAAGCCAGACGAUCAGCCAACAGAAAGUGCUGCACCAGCACCUCCAGAAGGUAAUAUUUCCAAUGCAGCUGUGCCGGCUGAAGAACCACGUCAAGAACCUGUUGUGAAGCCAGUGGAACCGCCAGUUACUAGGAAAGAAGAAAAAGAUGAAGCAAUGAAAACAGAUGACACUAUCAAAGCGGAACCUCCUGUUGCACAUAAGUCGGCGGAGGAGAUUAUGAAGCCCAUGGAGAAUAAACACCCUUCACCGGAACAAAUAUCUCCAUUGGCUCCUGCAGCACCCACGGGACCUGUAGCUCCGUCUCCAGAACAUUAUCGCCCUCCACAACCCCAAGCUGCAAACAUUCCGGAACAUAAACAGGAAGUUCCAAUACCAUCCCCUGUUCUGGUUGCACCUCCACCAGCUGCUGCCACCCCUCCACCACCACCUCAUCAUCAUAAUCCACCAGCUCCCACUUCCGCUCCCUCGUCCCCGUAUCCGCCGAAUCCUCCACACAGUAGCGAGUCCAAUGUUCCGCCACCGAACGUGACAGUCCCUCAUCACCAGGGACCCCCUCCUCCACCACCCGGCCAUCAUAUGCCACCUCACAUGCAGCCUCACCCCGGCAUGCCAUCUCAUUCGGGCUAUCCUGGAUAUCCACACGCUGGUCCUCCUCGUCCUUACUAUCUUCCAACUGCUUACGGUGCUCAUCCACAACCAUAUGGUCAGUAUGGCCACUACCCCUAUCAUCAACAGUAUGCACCACCUCCACCAGGGCAGUAUAUGCCAGGACCACCACGUCCAAGCCACGGAGGGCCAAUAGGUCACUAUGGGGCUGAUCCUCACCAUGGAGGGCCAGCUGGAGAUGGACAUCAUCCACACUCACCGUACGGACCAGGGCCAGCUUCGGGCGGGGCUCCUUCUCCAAGUGGCAGUGGGCCCACUCCAGGUGGACCAUUGCAACCGUCCGUUCAACCAGGCGGACAUCCAGGGGACAGUGACAUCCCGGAGAAACCCGAGAAACCGGAGAAGACUCCUGCGAAGAAGAAAAAGUCAAGCAAGAAGGAUGCCGAGAAGAAAAUUAUUCACGAUGAUUAAUAUGGCUAGCAGCGCCUUUAUGCUUUGGGUGAAAAUAUAUGACAUUAUUUCGAAUACAUUUAUAAUUUAUCAUGCAAUGGUUAACACACCAAUAUAAUUAUUAUCUACCUAUUUGUCAAACUAUUGUGUAAUGAAUUUGCUCGCUGGGAUAUGAAUAUGUUUUUUUUCGUUUGCUAUUAAAGAAAUCCUAUGAAUUUUCGGAAUCACAAACAACAAUUUGAAUCAACUAUAACAUAUUUUUGGUGGAUCGUUAACUGAUGAUUCAUAUGAUCAUAUUAGAACACAAACAAAUGUAGGGUAUAUAGUGGCAAUAUGGUCCCCCUAAGAACUAAACGUCCUAAAUCAUGUAUGAACAUCUAUAAAUUAUGCUACAUAUUAAAACCUCACGAUUUGAAACCUUAUUGAUCAAUGUAGAUCGUAUGAAUACGUUUAAAAAAGAUUCAUGUUUAAAAAUUACACUUUUAAAAAUGUGUUCCAUUUCCGUCGAUCGAAAACACUACGGGUUAAAAUGGGGCACCAUGGGCAAUACGACCAUGUUUAUUGAUUGAAUAAUUCAAGCAUGUUUUUGUAGGGGAAUAACGUAACAAGUUCAUAAAACGAAAGCUUAUUCUAUUUUGCAACUUUCACGUGUAUUCUAUUGGAUUUAAUUCAGUUUGCAUGUACAAAAAAUAACAAUGUGAUCGAAGUGAUUGGACUAAAAUUUUACGUUGCUCAAAUCAGGAACAUAGAAUAUCUGUGCAUCGAUAGCAUUGGUUCCGUUUAUCGCCACCCGUAGAGGAACUGAAUUGAGUCACUCAGUAGCAACUGGAAUGGAAUAUUCUAUAAUGGUUAAUUCUUGCUCAGCACCCAGCGCUCAUCUGCCUUUUUCUCCGCAUUGCUAGGAUUUUGGAAUUUUUGGUCUGCACCUGUUGAAUAAAGAUAAUAAUUUUUAGUUUACUGUGUGCUCCUAUGAAAAAAAAGAUAGUUACUGGAAUCACUGAUGUUUUAUCGACGUUGAAUUGCUUUUUUGGUGGAGUGUUGUAUUUCUGCUGUACGUCCUCCAGUGAACCGUAGAAUUUCCCGACUUACUUCUGGUGUCCGAAGUGAGAUUUGUGGAUGACACUUUCGAAAACCAGCCAACCAAUCUAUUCCGGCUAAUUGCUUUUACUAUUGAAAGGGUGAGAAAUAUGGAGCAGCAAAGGAUCUGCACAACGUAAAUAACGUUUAAGUGUUUCUCGCGGGACACAAUGCACUAAGGGGCUGUCCACAUAUCACGUGGACAACAUUAGGCGGGGUAGGGAUCGCGAAAAUGUCCACGGUGGGCGAGAAGGGGGUUUAGAUAAUAUCCACGUGGACACGAUAAAUUUUCAAGCGGUGUUUUCAAGAAUUAUUGAACUUUUUGCCCUCUCAGUACUGUGUUUUUUAAAAAAGGGUUGAGCUGCUUGAGUGCAUCAAACAUCCGUAUUUUUCAUAUGGCAGAAUUUCUUCUCUGAAAUGUAUUCUGAAAGUCAUUCAUAUGAACUGAGAGCGAUCGAUUUGUUUCCAUUGAUAGGAGAGAAUCAUGUAUUCCACUGGGAUGAAGACACUAUCGAAGAAUAUUACUAUUGUAUAAUACACUCGACAAAGAAAUUAGAGGAACAGAGUAUUAUGUUGAAAAUUUUAAGUGAUUUUGAAAUGCUGUAACUCCGUGAAAAACCAACAUACAUCAUUCAAAAUCAUCAACUUCAACAUUUCAAAGCUUCAAGUAUAUAUUACGGACACAUUGUUAUCUUGGUGUGUAUGAAUGUAGUGAAUAAAAAUAUAGGUACAAAUAAAAACACAUCCUCUUUCUGUUAUUUCAAGGUCUUUCGGGACGUUUAGCUAAAUAAGUCAAAAAAAAUCCAGUCAACCCUAUCAACCAGUUUUCAUUGGAUUCCAAGAACUUUCCUGUAGAACCUUUUAAUACAAAGUUAUGUUUGUUUGAAUGAAAAAGUGCUCCAUCGUCUUCGAUGAUUAAUAAUUUAAUAAAUGAUGAACGCGCUGCAGUUUUG